Molecule: messenger RNA, 192 nt
Organism: Neurospora tetraspora
Lineage: Eukaryota; Fungi; Ascomycota; Sordariomycetes; Sordariales; Sordariaceae
Exons: 1
Source: RefSeq, a predicted model, not a curated record
GUUCUAAAAAAGUUAAAGGAACGGAAUAUUUCCAUCGGCCCUUCGAAAUCCUUUUACGCAUUCCCUUCAAUUAUAAUCCUCGGCCGUAUAAUCGAUUCGUUCGGUCUAAUAACUAUAAAAAAAAAACUAAAAGCUAUUACUAAACUUAAAUUCCCUAAAACGUUAGAAAAUCUCAAAAUAUUUAUUAAGUAA